Messenger RNA from Calypte anna (Anna's hummingbird), 2153 nucleotides. Its product is annotated as ACD shelterin complex subunit and telomerase recruitment factor. NCBI's taxonomy places the organism in Eukaryota, Metazoa, Chordata, Aves, Apodiformes, Trochilidae. The record is from RefSeq and is a predicted model, not a curated record. Bases 16 to 1161 code for a protein of 381 amino acids. Gene Ontology annotation, molecular function: telomeric repeat DNA binding. The transcript has 12 exons. Gene Ontology annotation, cellular component: chromosome, telomeric region; telomerase holoenzyme complex; shelterin complex. Gene Ontology annotation, biological process: telomere maintenance via telomerase; telomere capping.
CCGUGCUCCGGGGCAAUGGCGGCCGCGGCUGCCGCUUGUCCGGGCGGGACGGGGGAGCAGUCGGGGGUCAGCUUUGUGUAUGAGAACAGGACCUCAUCUUCUCCCAAAGUCUACGUCCUGCAGCCUUGGAUCGUCAACCUCCUGGUGAAUUAUGAGCAGUUGGAUACCACUGAGAACCUCCUGGCUGGGCAGGUCCUGCGGGUUUUGAGUGACCCAAGUCCUCCUGACCAGCCUGGUAUCCUCCAAGAUGCUGUCCUACACAUCUCAGAUGGCUCCUACUACAUCCGGGUGGUGAUUGCAUCCGAAGCUCUGAAGGCAGAGGAAAACACCCACAUGCAGCUCAGGCUUUCCAGCCUCAUUUGCAGAGUUAUUGUCUUGCAAAAGUACACGGUGUGUUUCCAGGAGGAGGCCAGGCUGGAGGACUGCGAGUUCUACCUGACAGCCCAGCGGUUCAUCGUGCUGCCCAUGGAGAGACAGAGGCUGGAAUCACCCAAUGGGAACCAGGAGCCUUUGGUGCUGGAGAAGAUAAAGGAGCUCUGGUUGAGGAGUCUUGCUCUGAAGAAUGCUCCCAGCUCAGAGCCAUCCAUCUCCCAGCUGAUUGAUGCUAUAGGAGAGAACCAGCUGGAGGUUUUGAAGGAAAACGCUGAGGAAUGCUUGGAUUUAGGGGUGGCCAAGGGACUCCAGCAGCAGCCAACGAUGAGGUUUCCAUCACCCCCUGGGAGGCAGAGCGCAAGAAAGAGCUGUAGAGUCAACAGCCUUGUCAGAGAGCUCAGAGGGAUCCCUGGACAACCCUUGGAACUGGCUCCCCCCAUAUCUUUGACCUUAAACUCCUCAGAUGAGAAGUCCUCUGGAGAUGACCUUUCACAGAAGACCCAGCAACACGUGGCUGCUGACAGCAACACCCCCGACUUGCUGGAGGCGUGCAGCCAGGACUCUCCCCGGGGUGUCCUGCAGGGAGAGCCACUGCAGACCUCCCCUUCCCUGCUCCUCUCCUUCAGCAACACCAGUCAAGUGGAGACUGAUACCCCUGGGUGGUGGGAGAUGACCCUGCCCCCAGUAAAGGCCCACAGGUACCAGGGGACCCUCAGGCCUCGCUGCCAUCUUGCUCUCCAGCUUUUCCCAUCUUGCCCAGCAGCCACAGGACAGCUCUGCCUGGCCUGAUGCCUCUCAGGGAGCAAGCAGACUCCAGUGGCUCAGCUUUCCCUCCGGAUACCUCGAAGAGUGGCCUGGCUCGUGCCAGGACCCAGGGGGGAGAUGCUGUGGGGACUAAGAGGAAGUUACAGGCAGAUGAUGGCGGGCAGCAGCACCCCCGGGGUGCCCCAUGGGGCAGGGAGAGAGACACGGGCAGGAGGUCAAAGCUCCUCAGCACGUGGGGAAGAAAGAAGAGCAGAAAGGAGUGUGAAGAGGACCUCGAGGAGGAAGAGGAGGAGGAAGAAGAGGAAGAGCAAGCAUCUCCAUCAAGUGGCCCCAGCUCCAGGCCAGAGCAGUGCAGAACUCUGAAGCCGUACGUGAAGGAGAAGCCACCCCAGUACCGGUACGAGGCGCCCAGCCCGAGCUCUGCCAGCGGGUCCAGUCUGUGAGGAUCUCCAAGGCGAUGUUGAAGUGGGCGUGUUGGAUCCUGACGGAGAGGUCGGGUGAUUCCUGAGCCCUGCCCCUCCUCCUCUGCCUCACCAGUUGAGCCAAACCCACGUAGGGCUGUCUUGGAAGAGCAGCUGGGGAAGAACAGGAGACCCAGCAGGACCCCUGUCCCUGUUGGGUGGAUUGGCCUGGCUUGCAGAGACCCUGGCUCCAGAGAUGUUGGGGACAUGACCUGUUGAAGGCCAGCACCCUCAGCACUGAAAGGGGAAAAAAAAAAAAAAAAAAAAGCAUUCCAGGAUGCCUGUGUGUGAGCUGGUGUCCCUCUCCAACCUCUCCAAGCACUUCAGCCCUUCCCAACACCCUGACCCAGUGAGUGGGGACAAGUGGUGACCCAGUGCCACCAUAGCAGGUGGCUGGGGCCCCACAACCUCAUCCCUGCUCCCGAGGCAGUGGGGGAGGUUGGACGUUUUAUUGAUUGUUUUAGGAUGGGUCCUGCACUGUUUGUUACAAAAAAAUAUCCCGCAGGGUCACGCCGUAGAAGUUAAAAAUAAAAAUUGUUAUAUUUUUUAAAUACA